AUGGACGGGGAACUGGAGGCUUUUGAUAACAAUUUGUGUGAAAGAGUCACUCAAUUGAAUGCAAACUAUGUUUCACUCAAUAGUCAUGAAUUGAAUGACAAAUCAAUUGAUUUCACAAAUUGUCGAAAUUUGUUGAGAAUUAAUGCCAAUUAUAACCCAUUGAGUGGUGAACCCGACGAGCACCGGGAGGUCCAGGAAGUGGAUGGAGUGGUCGAUGAGAACAUCGGUGAACUGGAAUCACUUGUGGUAUUAGAGGAGACACAAGAAGUAAAGACUUUGGGCACAGAAGUCGACGACAGAGACAGAGAUGAGACGGAAGGACCGGAAGAGAUGUCUGAAGCAGAAGAAGGCGGAGAGAGUGGUGUCGGAGACCAACACAAAGACACUCCAGAAGUGACAGAAGGAGGCGAUGGGAGGGAAGGCAUUGAUAAUUGUGAACCAAAUGAAGGUAAUGGUGCCCUUAAUUCAGGUGAUCAACCAUUUGUGUGUUUUUGGCCCAAUUGUGGCAAACAAUUCGCUCGUAAAUAUAAUCUCAAAGAACACAAAAGUGCCGUCCAUUUGAAGCUCAAGAGAUUCAGAUGUGAUGUCGAGGGUUGUGGUCAACGGUUUUCUAACAAGUCUAGUCUCAAUCAACAUAAACGCUUGCAUUCGGGAAAAGCCAUUCAAAUGCAAUGA
This is a messenger RNA of Oppiella nova, 675 nucleotides long. The record is from the annotation of a GenBank genome assembly. Lineage: Eukaryota; Metazoa; Arthropoda; Arachnida; Sarcoptiformes; Oppiidae.